GGUCUGGAGACUAGCAGUUAUUUUAGAGUUCGCGUUAUAAACAACUUCCCAAAUAGUAUUAUAAUGAAAAUUUUUGACAUAAGAAAGCGACGUGUCUUAUGUUAUUUUGCUCGUAAAACAAGAAAAACCCGGCAAAAGUUAACAUUUUGAAGGUGUACGUGCGUGCUAUAUUUAAAGGAAUUAAGUUUUACAGUUGUUGUUGUGUCCUUAUUGUUAGGGAGUUAGUAUUUGAAGUCCAUUUGUGCAUAGUAUGGAACAUGAAGAUUCGUUCACUUUUCCUCAAUCCAUCGACAAAGAGCAACUGAUGAAGUAGUCUACGGUUUCUACUUGCUAAUGUCAAAUAUGAAGUGAAAUGAUGGAAACAUGAGCCUUCUUAUCCAAAUCCUGGUCACCGUUGCUUUCUUGAUUGGCGUUCUGGGGAAUGUCACAGCACUCUGGAUCCUCUACAAGACUGCCAAUAGAAGAAAUAAGAAGCAUCUGUUUCUGCUACGGUGUUUAGCUGUCAACGAUCUCAUAGCCCAGAUUGGAAUGCUGCAUUUCAUCUAUUUGGGCAAGUAUCAAGGGAUUCCGAAGUAUUGGAACUGUGUCGGAUUCGUACUCAUCAGGGCCUUUGGAUUGGGAUCAGGAUGCGUGGCGUUUGUGAUGGCUUUUGAGAGGUGGUUAGCUCUUACUAGACCAUUCCUAUAUCAUCAGAUAAUUACAUAUCAAGUCUUGAAGAGGUUUCUGUGCGGAUUAUGGCUUACAGCAGUUAUCCUCACAUAUCUACCCCUAUUUGGAUUUGGUUUAUACUAUAACAAAGAAAAGGAUAAGUGCGACAGAUUCAGAUAUGCAGUGGAUGUCAAGGACAAGAUAUACGCAUAUCUAUUCUUCGCUUUUGGGGCGACCCUUUGUAUAUGUAUAGCAUUGUGCAAUAUAGCUGUUAUCUGUGAACUGCUAAGGAUCAGAAGCCAGCAGAAAGUCUUGGUUAGAAGAAUAAGUAGGUCCAUAAUUGUAAAUAGAGAUAGAGCUGGAGGUCCCACGAGGUACCACACCCCUGAGGAAAUGGCCUUUGCCAAGCUGAUGGCCUUCAUAUGUCUCAUAUUCAUUGUGUGCUGGGCCCCACAAGUUAUAUCAGUACCUGUAUCGCAGUAUUUUAUACCUCCAUCAAAGUCGAUUAAAAUAUUCGAGACAGUAGCUGAUGCAUUGCUCACAGUCUACUUUGCGCUAGAUCCAUUCGUAUAUGUGCUACAAAACUACUUCGAGGGAAGAAUCAGCUUCAGUUGCUGUUUUUUUAAAAAGUCCACGAGCAGCCUCUCCAGCAAUACGAAUGAUACUGAAAUGGUCUGUCUGUAAAUCGGAUAGUUACUUUGUACUAUAAUAUACAACACAUUAUACAGUAGC
Acanthoscelides obtectus is the source of this 1380-nucleotide messenger RNA. The record is from the annotation of a GenBank genome assembly. NCBI's taxonomy places the organism in Eukaryota, Metazoa, Arthropoda, Insecta, Coleoptera, Chrysomelidae.